Ipomoea nil (Japanese morning glory) is the source of this 1321-nucleotide messenger RNA. RefSeq lists its product as uncharacterized. NCBI's taxonomy places the organism in Eukaryota, Viridiplantae, Streptophyta, Magnoliopsida, Solanales, Convolvulaceae. The record is from RefSeq and is a predicted model, not a curated record. The coding region runs from base 113 to 1150 and encodes 345 amino acids. The transcript has 3 exons.
UCAAUCUCGAUUCACCAUUUCAUAUCUCUCCGCUUAUUGUUUCUGUCAGAAAUUGGCCUAGAAAUUUUGGUUUUCUGUCGCCUUCUUGAUCUGAAAGCAAGGGUUUGUUCUAAUGGAGACUCCAUCAUCAACCAGAAGAGUAACCAGAUCGCAGACCAAGGCUGCCGCCGCCGCUUCUGCCACCACCAUCAACACCAUCCCCAUUUCAAAGAGAUUUGAAGAAUCUGAGAAGAAGGGGAAUGGGAAGCAGAAAGAAAGGUCGGCCCUGUUUGACAUCACCAACGAUUCACCCAUCAUAGGGCUGGCAAUGGUGACACCAUCAUCAGGCGUGUCCAAGAAGAGGGUGAUCAUUGGGCAGAUAACUCCUGGGUCAGGGGAGGCACUGUUGAGGGGGCAAGUCAAGAACUUGUUGCAGAAGGUUGAAGAAGAGGCUGAUGAUUUCUGUAAAGUCUCAUUGGACCACAACAGGCCUCUCAUUCAUCUUCAAGGCUUUGUUAACUCUCCCUUGUGCCUUCUUGCCCCAACUCCUGCAAACACCCCUCAUCUCAACCCCUCUGAAAAUGGCCUCCCUUCUGUAACCCCUUCCCCAGUUGAAGAAACAAUCAUCAUCUCUCAGAUGAUUAUUGGGAAGAAAGAAUCUGAAACUGAGGAGAGUAAUGUGACAAGGUCACUCCUGCUGGAUUUUUCUGAGAAAUCAACAGAUGAUGUUUCAUCGGAUUGUUCUUCAAUGCUGACAUACGAGGGGGACAUUAGAGGAAGUAAAAAUGCAGGUGAGGAUGAUGUUUCAUCCGUUUGGUCGAUUCAGGCGAAUGCAAGUACUGUAGAUGAUGAUGAGGAUGAGGAGGAUGAAUGUGUUGAAGAAGUUGAUGAGGAAUGUGAUGAUGAAGAGGUGGGAGGAGAAGAUGAUGAUGAUGAUGAUGGACUGGUUGAAGAGCUUUGCAGAGGAAUCAGUAAGAUUGGCAUUAAUGCUAAAUUUGCAGGGAAGCAUACACGAUUCGUGUACAACAGCGACGGUGAGCUUGAAGGCGAGGAGGAGGAGGAUGAGAGUGCUGACGGUGAUGGAGCGGUGGCCGCCCCCUCACCGCUGCGGUUGAAGGGCUUGCCGACGCCAAAAGGAAAGCACCUCCGUUUCCCUGAGGAAGAAAACUGAAAUCAAACUCCCUUAUUAAGAACCUAUUUUUUGUUGUUUGUUUGUUUGAUUGUUGUCUGUGACUCCUCUCCCCUCUCUAUGGGGUGUCUGCUUUUAGUUACUUUUAGUUACUGCAUACCAUCCUUUUGGUAUAAAUGUUAUAUUCUCAAUUAAAAGAACCAUUAUAAUCAA